AUGUUCUACGACCUUGCCCUCGGUGCCCCCGACGGCUUCAUGGGCGACGAGAUUGACCUCCUCUCCAUUGACUUUGUGAUCGCUGGAGGCUCGUUAUGUGGGCUGUCCGCAGCGAUAGCCCUCAGGCGCGUCGGCCAUAAUGUCGUCGUCGUCGACCGCACAUCUCCCUACGAGCCGACCAAAUUCGACUCGGGUAUUCGCUUACCGCCCAACUCGACGAAGCACUACUACCGAUGGGGGCUGAAGGACCGCCUCCAGAGUCACGCCGUGUCUGUCAAGAGUCAAGGCACUUUGUUCGCUUCUUUCCACUCAGGCUCGAUUGUCGGGGAGCACUCGUGGGAAAGCAGCAUCCUGGAGGAGCUUGGGGGCGACACGCUAUUCAUGCACUACACGCAGCUCCGGAAGCUGCUCGCGGAGCAUGCCACGGAGAUAGGUCCGUCGCUGAAACUCGAGUCCGACGAAGUCCUCAUUGGUGACGUCGUGCUGGGUGCCGACGGGUACAUCCUCGAAGGAAACCUCUGCCGCACGGCCCUGUUCAACGCCAAUAUACCCGAAGCGAAUCUGGACCGGCUGGAGGACAAGGAGAUGCUCGUGCAGCUGCGAAGAGGGGGCAAAGUCUUCACGUGGUAUGGGCGUGGGUAUGGAGCGCUGGGCUUUCCCGUGAAAUCUAUCACUGGGGAGGACGCGUUCACCCUGUAUAUUUUCACACCGCGCGCGGAGAUGCUUGAGCGGCCGUACCGCUGCGAGAUCGAGGAGUGCCUCGCCGCGUUGAAGGACUCGGACCCACGGCUCCGACAGAUUGCGAAGCAUGCAUCGCGCAUCACCUGCGUGCCCAUGGCCGACCACCCCAAGCUGGAAGAGUGGGUGCACCCCGACGGCCGUCUCCUGUGCAUCGGCGAGGGCGCCCACCCAACUCCUGUCCGUCGUCCCCGUCGCUCUCUCCCGCGAUCGCCGACUGACGUUGCGCCCGGUAUCGCCGCUCCUGGAUCGCUCGCACCCGCCGGCGACGCACGCCCCGCGAUCUUGCAGGUCGGCUCGCUGUUCUCGGUCGCGAUGUGCACGUGCGACGCGGCGUGCCUCGGCCGGCUGUUCUCGCACCUCACCCGGCACGACCAGAUCGACACGCUGCUGUACGCGCUGCAGGAGAUCCGCGAGGGGCCCGUCGCGUCCGUCUUCAAGGCCGCGUCGGGCAACAUCUUCGCGACCUCGCUCCCGCCCGGGAUCGUCGAGCGGGACGACGAGGACAAGCGCGCGCGGGCGGAGCACGGGCUCGCGAGCCUUGGCGGCGGCAUCGACAGCUUGACGCCGGAGUCAAGCCCGGAGAUGAUCGAGGUCGUCGAGCAGCUGUUUGGGUACGAUGCUGAGGACGAGGCGGACAAUUGGUGGGUCAACUGGGGGCUCAUGCAGGAGCGCGCGACGCGGAGAGAGAUGUUUAGGAGGAGCGUGACGGUGAGCGGUAAGGACGAGGAUCCGGAGGGGCAGUAUAAUGGCGGCUCUCGCGCGGGGCAUGCACGACGGUGA
Molecule: messenger RNA, 1521 nt
Organism: Epithele typhae
Lineage: Eukaryota; Fungi; Basidiomycota; Agaricomycetes; Polyporales; Epitheliaceae
Product: FAD/NAD-P-binding domain-containing protein
Exons: 11
Coding region: 1-1521 (506 amino acids)
Molecular function (GO): FAD binding; monooxygenase activity
Source: RefSeq, a predicted model, not a curated record